Messenger RNA from Onthophagus taurus, 426 nucleotides. NCBI's taxonomy places the organism in Eukaryota, Metazoa, Arthropoda, Insecta, Coleoptera, Scarabaeidae. The record is from RefSeq and is a predicted model, not a curated record.
AUGAUACCGCUUCGGAUGCUGUUAAUUACAAUCUUCAUUGUAGGAAUUGAGUGCGCUCCUUUUAAUAAAGAAAAUGUUGAUGAAAUUAGAAAAAAGUGUAAAUUAGAAACUGGUAUGGAUGGUGCAAUUUUAGAUAAGAUAUCGUUAAAACAAAAACUUCCCGAACCAACUGAAACUUACCUAAAAUACAUUGAGUGUUCUUAUAAAAAUCAAGGAUUUCUUAACGGAGAGGACCAUAUCGUUUUUGAAUCAAUUAAAGAAAUGUUGGAAACUUUUUAUCCUUCAACAGAUUUAGAUGCGAUCUUGGAGAGGUGCAAGGCGGAACAACAAGGUUUAAAUAUUCCAGCAGAAAGAGCUUAUAAAGCAGCUAGAUGUAUUAUCAAUGGUUUACAUAUUUAUGAAGAAAGUAUUUCUAAUAAUAUUUAA